AUGCCACCAAGUGACGAGUCGCAGCACGAAGAGGAAGAAGCUAAUUAUAAUAAUAUAUUAUAUGAAAACAAUUUGACGGAUGAAAUUGAUUACUUCAAUGAAAAUUUACCACAUAUUAAUUUUUACUUAAAAUUUCAAAAAAAAGAAUUUUUGAAAAAUUUUUUUAACGAAUUGGAAAAAAAGGAAAAAGAUGGAAUAAUUAUAGACACAUUUGCAGAAGGAAAUGAAAAUGAUAAAUGGAAUAAUAUACCUGAUGAAACUACUAAUAGACACAUUGCUGACAACUGUAAAGAGGGUGAUGUGGAUGCAAAUAACCAUGAUGUACUAACUGAAGAGGGGGGUUUCUACAUAGAUGAAAGUAAUUCCGAUGUAGAAAAGACUUCGGAUAGAUCAAGACUAAACGUUAUGACUAGUGUAUACAAAUCUUUUGUAUUGUCUGAAGGAAAGGAUGAACAUGUAACUCAUCUCGAGGAAAAUCAUGAAUACACGAAAAAAAUAAAUAGCAUUUUUCAACAAAAUAAAGAAUUGUUCAUUUUUAGCAUUGAACGAGUAAUUGAAAAUAAUGAUGACCUAAUAUUACAAGAAUACUGUUUCUUAUGUGAUAAAAAAAAAAAACCUAACAAAGUGUUAAGUAGUAUUAAUAUAUAUAUAUGCAAUGAAUGUAAAGGUUCAGAUAGUAAUUUUAGAAUGAUUUCUUUAACUAAAUUAAUUAAUAAAUAUUCUUUAAAUAUGUACGAUUUGACAAAAUAUGAAAAACAGCUAGCUCUAUUGACUACUAAAAACCCUCGAGGUUAUUCAAAACAAAUGAAGCUUUAUUUUUUGUUUCAAAUAAAAGAAAUAGCUAUACGAAAACAUGGAUCCAUGGCUAAGGUAAAAUCUUUAUAUCAUACAAAAAUUUUAAAUAUAAAAACUAGUAAAAGCAAUAAAGCUAUUGUAAAAAAGAAUACUGUUCAUAAAUUAAAAAAACCCAAAAGUAUUUAUAGCAAGCAUAUGGAAAAUAUUGAAAAAAGGAAAAUUAUAUGUGAUAAUAACCAACAUGAUUUUCACCCCCCACUGUGCACCAAUCAAGAUGAUAACGUCUAUGUUAAGAAAUGCAAAAUUUGCUCUUACCAAGUGGAAUACAUUCAAUUUUAA
Messenger RNA from Plasmodium malariae, 1134 nucleotides. It is a transcript of the gene RAD14, whose product is annotated as DNA repair protein RAD14, putative. Gene Ontology annotation, molecular function: damaged DNA binding. The transcript has a single exon. NCBI's taxonomy places the organism in Eukaryota, Apicomplexa, Aconoidasida, Haemosporida, Plasmodiidae. Gene Ontology annotation, biological process: UV-damage excision repair; nucleotide-excision repair, DNA damage recognition; base-excision repair. Gene Ontology annotation, cellular component: nucleotide-excision repair factor 1 complex. Bases 1 to 1134 code for a protein of 377 amino acids. The record is from RefSeq and is a predicted model, not a curated record.